AAAAAAUACUACGACACCUUCACACUGGAUUCAGGUUUAAGCAGGGUUUUUUAAGUCGAGAAUGCACAGAUCGUUGGUUCGGCCAUUCAUGGGGGCGCGUGGGUUUUCCUCAACCUCCGAAAAAAUUGUGGCGUCGGUACUGUUCGAGAGAUUACCCGUCGUUAUUCCCAAACUGGAUCCUGUGGUUUAUGCAUUUCAAGAGUUUUCCUUUCGAUGGAGGCAGCAGUAUCGACGCAAAUAUCCUGAUGAAUUCUUGGACAUGUCUAAAUCUAGGGGAAAAGGUGAUUACCAAAUUGACUACGUUCCAGCUCCAAGGAUCACUGAAGCUGACAAAACGAAUGACAGAAAGUCAUUGCAGAGAGCACUUGAUAGAAGAUUGUAUCUUCUUCUAUACGGUGACAGUAAUGCAGCUCCUAGCAGGAAACCCGUGUGGCAUUUUCCAGAAAAAGUUUAUGAUUCAGAGGAGACGUUGCGCAAGUGUGCAGAGUCUGCCUUAGCAUCUGUACUCGGAGACCUCUCUCACACUUACUUUGUCGGAAAUGCUCCCAUGGGGCACAUGGUUAUACAGCAGAUGGAGAAUGUGCCUGAACCAUUUAAGCGAUUUUUUUUCAAGUCACAAGUGAUUGAUACCAACAAGUUCAAUAUCCGGAAGUGCGAGGAUUUCGUUUGGGUGACCAAAGAUGAACUCUUGGAGUAUUUUCCUGAGCAAGCUGAAUUUUUUAAGAAGAUGAUUAUCAGCUGAUGGCAAAUUGCUCCAUUCGGUUUCCAAGCAUACAAGUCUUCAUAUAACCCAAAUUUGUGGUUUACUUGUAACUUUGCAGUAGAGAGUUUACAUCAGAAGUUCAAGCCGAGACUAGAAAACCAAACAUCCGAACGUGAGUCAAUUAGGCGAAAAUAACGAAAACCUCAUUGGCUAAGGAUGGAUUGGAUUGUCCAAUACUUUUAGUUUCUUAUGUUGGCGACUAUUGAUGCAUGAUCUUGUUUUAUUUUAUUACAUAUUCCUCUCA
Messenger RNA from Gossypium raimondii (Peruvian cotton), 1007 nucleotides. Its product is annotated as 54S ribosomal protein L17, mitochondrial. The transcript has 6 exons. The coding region runs from base 62 to 742 and encodes 226 amino acids. Gene Ontology annotation, molecular function: structural constituent of ribosome. The record is from RefSeq and is a predicted model, not a curated record. Gene Ontology annotation, cellular component: mitochondrial large ribosomal subunit. NCBI's taxonomy places the organism in Eukaryota, Viridiplantae, Streptophyta, Magnoliopsida, Malvales, Malvaceae.